Momordica charantia (bitter melon) is the source of this 858-nucleotide messenger RNA. NCBI's taxonomy places the organism in Eukaryota, Viridiplantae, Streptophyta, Magnoliopsida, Cucurbitales, Cucurbitaceae. The record is from RefSeq and is a predicted model, not a curated record.
AUGGGUCCGGCGACAACCAACGUGAAACCCAAGUUCUCCCACGUCCAUCCCCACCACCAUCUGAUUCACAACACCCACGACAAGUCCAAUUACAUCUGCGCCGCCUGCAACACCUCCGGCUUCGGCGACCGGUUCCGCUGCCUUGUCUGCGUCGCCGACAUCCACGUGUACUGCGCCGAUUGCCCCCCACACCUCUCCUCCUCCCUCCACCACCACCCACUCCAUCUCGAUCUCAAUCCCAACCACCACCGUCCGAUCUGUGACAUCUGUCGCGAAUCCAUCGCCGGCAUCUCCUACGUGUGCAAUCUCUGCGACUUCCACGUCCACCCACUCUGCACCCAGCUCCCCAACGACCUCCGCCACGUCAUAGACAACGCCCACAAACUCACCCUCAAGAAAGUCCCCUUUGGAAGCUGCGGCGUUUGCAACACUGAUUGCUCCUCUCUCUGGGUCUACGGCUGCGAUAUUUGUAGACUCAAUGUCCACCUCAGCUGCCUACGUAAGCCCUACGCUCCGCCGGGGAGUGGCAGCAGGACACGUGGGGUGCCACAUGGACCGCCUCCUUUUGCUGGCUAUGGUUAUGGAGGGCAUUAUAAUAAUUAUGGGCUCCAUUGGCCUUCGCCUUGGGGGUUUUAUCCAAAUUACAAUUUUGUGUAUCCGCCUCCCGGACCUGAUAAUCCAUUUCCUACACACAAUGAUAUUCCGAGUCCUUCGCCGGAUAAUGGAGGCGGUGGACAUGACCCGCCGCCGUCGGCGUCCAGGUGGGGAUCACUGCUUGGGAGUACGAUGUUUUCUCUGAUUGGAAGUAUAGCUUCGGGUGCUAUCAAUGGCUUUCUUUUCGGUUCCACUGGUUUUUGA